UAGUCGUCGGUUACGUAUUUCCGGCUGGAUAGUCGUCAACACACGUGUUUGGUAAAGACGUUCGAGUAAAAGUGUCCGGGGUCUGUGAACAGGACCUUGCAGAUCCCGCUAAACCCGAACGAUCUUUGGCAGUUGUUUGGAGCGGAACCGCCGCAAUGGGCCCGCCACGUUCAAAGAAGCGCCGUCCGACUUUCCGGCGGCUGCUGAAGACAAGUGGCGUGAAACUGGAGAACAAGCUGAAGAACCGACAGCAGAAGCAGCAGAACGUUGCCAAGAAACAGCGCAAACAACAACGUAAACUACGAGCGGCUGUGAAUGAUACAGUCAUGAAGACACCGCGUCCUCUGGAGACCUACAAGAAGAGACCCGAGGAAGAGGAGGAGGAAGAAGAGUUCCUGGAGAGUCUCCCAACAGACAUGCUGGAUGAUGAGGAGCUGCAGGAGAUGUUGGCUCUGAGUCAGCGCCCCUCCUUCCUGACCAGAGACCUGUCGUCAUGUGAUCCGAUUCGUGGAAAGAAGAGACAUAUGCAGCCGGAAAGCUACGAGAAAAUUCCUCGGAAGAUGAUGAAGGAGGAACAAGAAGUGAUUCACCUUCUGCCAAUCAAAGACAAGUCCCGCCUCAUCCCCCAGUCCAUCAAAGUGGUCAAAGAUCAAGCACAGGAUGAAGAGGAGCUGGAAGUGGAAGAGAAAGUGGAGGUCACUGAUGCCGAGGAAGCGCCAGAGAGCACAGAGCAUUUGACAGAGGAGCAGCGAGAGCAUCAGCGAGUCUUGAAGAUUGAGGAUAGGAAGUUGAAGAUCGCAUCUCUGGGUUCAGCUGUGAUGUCAGACCCUCACAAUCAGAUGAAGUGUGUGAAGCAGCUGAGGGGGAUGCUGAUGGAGACUGACCCAUCUGUCGCGGUGACCACGAGGAAGCUAGUGAUGGUCUCUCUGAUGGAAAUUUUCAAAGACAUUUCGCCCUCGUACAGGAUUCGACCACUGACCGCUGCAGAGAAGGCCACAAAGGUGAAGAAGGAGACUCAGCUGAUGAGAGAGUUUGAAGAGACCCUGGUGAGCCAAUACAAGUUCUUUCUGGAGGAACUGGAGCAGACAGUCAAAGACUGGAAGCAGAAAAAGUCCAAACGCAGCCAGGCGGUGUCAUUCAGCUCGUACCAGAGUCUGGCUGAGGUCGCUGUGCGCUGUCUUUGUGAGCUGCUGGUUGCCAUGACAACGUUCAACUUCCACAACAACAUCAUCAUUGCCCUUGUCCCCUUGAUGAAUGACCCUUCCAAGAAGGUAUCAGUGAUGUGUUGCGAUGCCUUCAGGAAACUCUUCCGCCAAGACAAAGUGGGCGCAGUGUCACUUGCUUCUGUUCGCGUCAUCUCUGGUCUUGUCAAGAGUUUGAACUACAACGUCAGACCUGAGAUGCUGAGGACUCUCCUCUGUCUGAGGAUCAAAGAAGUGGACAUGAAGAAGGACAUGCAAGACACAGCUCCCAAGAAGAAGUUCAUGACCAACAAAGACAGGAAGAAAAAUUUGUCUAGGAUGCAGAGGAAGUGGAAGAAGGCCGAGCAGGCUUUACAGAAUGAGCUGUUAGAAGCUGAGGCUUCCGAAAGCAAAGAGAAGAAACUGAAAUUGCACACAGAGACUCUGAACAUAGUCUUCCUCAUCUACUUCAGGAUUCUGAAGAAAUCCCAGAAAUCUGUUCUUCUUCCUGCAGUGCUGGAGGGGCUGGCCAAUUUUGCGCACCUGAUCAACUUGGAAUUUUUUGAUGACCUCAUCAAUGUUCUACAGAACCUCUUACAAUCAGAGAACCUGAACACUCGCGAGAGCCUUCACUGCAUCCAGACCGUCUUCACCAUCCUGUCCGGUCAAGGUGAUGUCCUGAACGUAGAUCCCCUGAACUUCUACACUCAUCUGUAUAAGAUGCUGCCUUGGCUGAAUGCAGGUGCCUCCAAUGAUGACAUCAUCAUUGUGCUGCACUGCCUGGAUGCCAUGGUAAUUCGUCGCAAGAAGCAGGUGACCUUGCAGAGAGUGAUGUCAUUCAUCAAACGACUGAGCGCCCUCAGUCUGCACGUGCUCCCCAACGCAAGUGUUGGACUCCUCGCUGCCAGCAGAGCUGCCCUGCAGUCUUUUCCAAGAUGCGACGUCCUGUUGGAUAAUGAGGUUCAGGGCAGUGGCUUCUACCUUCCAGAGCUAGACCAACCAGAACACUGCAACACUCAGAACACAGCUCUCUGGGAGCUGCACCCACUGCUGAAACACUUCCACCCAGUUGUCCGGAAAAUGGCGGCCCAUCUAAGUCGUGGCGCCCCGAGUGAAGGAUCCUCAUCGCUCAGUGUGGACCUGAGCCGCAGGUCGCCCGCUGAGUUGUUUGAAGAUUUCAGUGUGAGAGACAUGACGUUUAACCCCCCCGUAGCUCCGCCCUCCACAAAGAAGAAGGAUCGCUUUACAAUCGGACCAACGCUUCUGGAUGCUGAGCUGCAGAGACAAGUUGAAGCUGCCAUGACCAUCAACGAGGACACAGAGCUGGACUUCACCACUCACAUAGAUACAAAGACUAAAUGUUUAAAAAUAAAAUGACCCUUUCAUAUUACCAAAGGCGAAGUGUCAGUUUAGUAGUUUUAUAUUUAAUGUGGGUUUUUUAUUUUUAUCUUUGAUAUGAAUAAAAAAGACGACAUGUGUGCUGCCUUCAC
Messenger RNA from Synchiropus splendidus (mandarinfish), 2671 nucleotides. It is a transcript of the gene noc3l, whose product is annotated as NOC3-like DNA replication regulator. The coding region runs from base 156 to 2558 and encodes 800 amino acids. The record is from RefSeq and is a predicted model, not a curated record. Gene Ontology annotation, biological process: DNA replication initiation. Gene Ontology annotation, molecular function: chromatin binding. The transcript is spliced from 21 exons. Lineage: Eukaryota; Metazoa; Chordata; Actinopteri; Syngnathiformes; Callionymidae. Gene Ontology annotation, cellular component: nucleolus.